This is a messenger RNA of Chara braunii, 2530 nucleotides long. Lineage: Eukaryota; Viridiplantae; Streptophyta; Charophyceae; Charales; Characeae. The record is from the annotation of a GenBank genome assembly.
CGGCGGGAACUCAAAUGUAUUGGACUAUACUAUUACUGCGACGUUGCCAAGCAGACUGCAGGAUUUUGAUAGAUAAACUCUUGUUAUAGCAAUGAAGAACGAAGAGGAGGAAGAGGAGGAGGAGGAGGAGGAAGGGGAGGAGGGGGAGGAGGGGGAGGAGAGGGAGGAGGAAGAGGGGGAGGAGGGGGAGGAGGAAGAGGAGGAAGAGGAGAAGGUUGAUGGUGGUGGCAAUGGUGGAGGAGGAGGAGGAAAGGAAGGCACUAGGUCAGAGCUGAGGAGAGGUAGGGGUCGAGACUUAGUAGUUGGGUCGUUUUUGGGUAUAGUAAUGGUGGCUAAGAACUGGUCAAAGGUGAAAGAGAUGAUGGAGGUGGGAGAAGUAGUAGCAGGUGGAGGACCAGGCAUUAACAGCUUUGAGGGGAAAGGAGAUAAGAGUGUCGGCCUCCCCCCCCACCCUGUGCCUCUCUUGGAUCCAUCCCAAGUCGCUCUUGGUGCGAAUAAGCCACUAAGCGGGGCUAGGAAUGAACUGCAGGGUAAUGACCACAAAUGCAAGGCUCAACAGCUAUGGGACUCUGAAUCAGUCCUGAGGCAGGAUGGCAAUGGACCUCCCGCUGUUCACCGUGUUGCCUUCAGCGGGCCUGCCACUCUUCCCGGAACAGGUCAGGUUCCUGCGGCGGGUCCUGGUCCUGUCCAUAGUCAACAGGACAUCAAUGUUUCAGGAGCUAUUUCGCACUCCGCUGCCACUGCCCCUGCUCCGAGUGCUGAACCCGGAGUAGUUCAAGGCCGUGCUGCUGUUCCUGGACUAGUUUUGAAUAGGCAGGAUCCCAAUGGACCUGCAGCAGGUGGUUCUCACACCAAUCCUGGUGGUACUACUGCUGCUCAUGGAACAGUUCUGGUUCCAGCUUCUGUUCCUGGAUCAACCGUGGAUUCUGGUACAGCGACCAAUUUACCGAAGCGUGCUGGCAGUGGCGGAGGAGCUCGGGGUCUGCUUCCGCCGCCUAGCUAUGACGGAAUAAGGGACCAGGCGAUCGCCCGCCAGAGCCUGAGUCAAGGUGGAAAGCAGGCAGAUCGGGCGUUACGGCAUGGGCCCGCAGAGGAGGUCACCCUCCGCAAUGAGAUGUUGCGACGGGGAAAGCCGGCAUCAGCUGUUCAGACAGGCAAUGUGACUCUCACUCCCCUGUGGAAGGGGAUACCCCCUUUGCAAGUGGCCGGUCUGGGGGGGGGGGCACCUUCUGCUAAACAUCGUGGGCCACAGGGGGGUAGAACGCUUGCAUGGGAUGUCCAACAACAAGGGGAGCAAGUGAGGGCCCCUAAGAAGGUGCGGAAACACCGGGACGCUGGGCGGCACAAAGCGUCGCACAAGAGCCACACCAGCAUCGGCUUCAGCGAGUUUCGAGCGGGCAAUCCGGAGGUCACGGCUCUCAUCUAUGAUGUCCAUGGCCCUGUUGCAAGCAGACUCCUAAGGGACCUUGAUGGCAAAACUGCCAGGGGUGUUGACUUUUCUGGCAUGAAUCUGAAUGAUGCAUCGGAUUCUGGUCCAUUUGCUGGAUCCAAUGGUUCUCAUUGGCCUGGAUGGCGGAAGCCACAAUCGAGUGGAAGUUUCGCAAGUACAUCGUGGAGAAAGAGCAGUGGAUUGCGGUUGAGGGAUGUUGUGGAGAUGACCAUGCGGAACACAAGGAAGAUUACAGUUGCGUGCCAGACUGACACGAGCGAAUUGCCGGCGAUCAAGGACCUGAGGAAGGUUGUGAAGGAGGUAAAGCAGGAGUUGGUGGAGGCUUACCGGCAGAUGAAGCUGAUGAGCAUACAUGUUGAGGCCAGUCAUCAGCAGAGGUUGGAGAAGGAGGUAGAACAUGCUGAGCAAAGGGUGAAGCGAAAGAUAGCGGGGAUAGAGGAUGACUUUCAGAAGAAGAUCAGUAGGUGCAGAGGUGCCAUGCGGACCAGGGUUGCCGACAUGCAGGCUGUCGAGAACAAACGAAUGGAUGACGAGGUCCGAGCCGCAUUCGCCGCUGCAGAGUUGCAAUACCAACAGGGAAGAGCUAGAGGAUCCCAGGAGAAGAAGGAACUAGAGAUGAAGAUCGUGGAGAUGGGUAUGUUGCUGGAGAAGGAGAAGAAGAAGGCCUUGCUGCUGCAGGCUGAGUUGACUGAGAGCCAGAAGCAGCUUCCCAGCUUCACCGACAGACCAGAUCGCCUACCGUCUGCAGGGUACAGCCUGAAAGUGGGAGCAUCCCGCUAGCGGCUGGGUUGCUGGUCAUUUCAGGCCUCUCUGCUACUUUCUGCAGCCACAUGAAAGGAGAGAGCUUCAGUAGGUGCUGGUGACCAGUUCACUGCAUCCGUACCUUGUGCAGGCAACGGUCCGAGAGUGGGAGGGCAUUACUGGACUUUUUCGUGUCGGUUCAGGUCUUUGUACCUUCUGCAGAGCCCACUAGGUGCUGGGUUGCUGGUCAGUUCAGCCCUCUGCUACUUUCUGCAGGCCACCUGAAAGGAGGAGAGCUCCACUGGCUACUGCUUGGCCAGUUUACGGCUACACAACUCC